UCAAAUUAUCGCAGCCUGUAAAUAGUUUUUAUUUAUAUACAGCUUAUAAAUUGUUAGGUAUUUUUUGUAUUGGCAACAAACAUUUUAAAACGAUGUCUUCGGUAGAAUUGUUCUUUGAAGGCAACUAUGAUGAGGAAAGAAGUGUUAUCACGCACGCCAAGAUACGCAGGGCAUUACGAGAUGCUUCAAACCCAAUGGAUUUGGACGAAAAUAUAUUCAUACAAAAUUUCCGACUUUCGAAACAAGCCUUCCUAGAUGUAUUGACCGAUAUUGACGAUAAACUUAAACCAAUAAAAAGUCAACAAUCCAUCCCAAAUAUACUCAAGCUAGCAGCUGUUUUAAAAUUCUUUGCUCAAGGAAGCUACCAAUUGAGCGUUGGGAAUGACUUUAAUAUUGGUAUGGCACAACCAACGGUGUCUGUCAUUCUUAGUGAACUGCUAAGUAUUUUGGAAAGACACAUUUGUCCGAAAGGGAUUCAAUUUAACUAUACCCAGGAAGAAGAACGUCGGGCAAAAAUAUACUUCUUCGAAAAAAGUAGAAUUCCAAAUGUGGUUGGGGCUAUCGAUGGUACGCACAUAAAAAUAAUUGGACCCAAUAAGGACCUUCAGCAUGUGUAUUACAAUAGAAAGGGCUAUUAUAGUAUAAAUGCGAUGCUUGUUUGUGAUCACUUAAUGUACAUCAGGUGUGUAAAUGCAAAACAUCCAGGGUCCUCACAUGAUGCUAGCGUUUGGAAUAUGUCACAGCUAAAGGUAAAGUUAGAAGCUUCGUAUCGUAAAGGAAGAACCAACUUUCGAAUUCUUGGUGACGGGGGAUAUCCUCUUUCACCAUACUUAAUUACACCAUAUAGGAACGUUGAAGAGAGUUCCUUGCAAGCAAACUUCAAUAAAAAACAUGCACACGGUCGAAAUAUUAUCGAACGCACUAUUGGUGUUCUGAAAUGUAGAUUUAGGUGUCUUUUGCAAGCGCGAGAACUACAUUACCCAGCAAAAAAAGCAACCAAAAUAUUUAACGUAUGUGCAGCCCUUCAUAACAUUUGUGUAAAGUAUAGAUUGGAAAAUCCUGAAGCUAUCGAAGAGGAAUCCGAAAAUGUUCUUGGAAACCAUGAUAUGUUAGAUGAUUCUGCAAUGUUCACUGAAGGCAGUCGGAUAAGGGAUUCAAUAGCAAGAUUCAUGCAAACCGAAUAAAUAAAAAAAUGCAUCACAAAAUCAAAAAUCUUUUGUUUUAUCAUUUUAUUGUUCGUUUUAAAAAACAAUUUAUGUAUAACAAAACAAGAUACAUAUUACAAAAGCUUAAUAAAAACAUAACAUGAAAACGUAACAUAAAAAAAGCACUGAGAGUUCAUACAUUGCUCAAAAGUAAAAAAAAUAAAUAAAUAUCCAUUAUAACUAACUUAACUGAAAUCACAAAAGUUCACUUGUUUUAGCAUUUAAAACAUAAUUAAACUGGCACAUAGGAAUUCAUAACAUUAUGCUUUGCUUGCUCAAUUUCCAAAAGUUGUUUUUUUAAUUUUAAUUUGGUUUUUCUAUCGUUUUCUUUAUUUUUAAUAUUUUCUUUAUAUAGCUGCAACUUUUCUUUUUUAAUUUUAAGUAAUUCACUUUGUUUUUCUUUUUUUAAAUUGUAAGUUUUUUUGGCAUAAUAUUCAGUGUUUUGAAUGGAUGAUUUCAUGCUUUGUAAGUUUGUGUCGAUAUUGCUCAUUAAAUUACUCAUGUUGUAAUUAAAUUUUUCCUGCGCCGACGUUUGCUUUUCCAACAGAGCCAUUCUUUCUUUUUCAUUUGUGUCCUUAAAUGUUGCCUUAUUUUUCCGAUUUGGAUUUGUUGACGCUGCAAUCACUUCUCCAACCUGCACGGCCGUGACUACUUCUUUGGUGUCCAUUGCAGA
Messenger RNA from Eupeodes corollae, 1878 nucleotides. Its product is annotated as putative nuclease HARBI1. The record is from RefSeq and is a predicted model, not a curated record. The transcript has 3 exons. NCBI's taxonomy places the organism in Eukaryota, Metazoa, Arthropoda, Insecta, Diptera, Syrphidae. The coding region runs from base 93 to 1184 and encodes 363 amino acids.